GUCAGUUUGACUGGUGAUGUGAUUUGAUAUGGUUUGAAAAAUUACUUAAAAUUAACCAAACAUGCCAGGAGUUUGUACAGAAAUUAUUGACGAUAUUGAAGAUUUAAUAUCAUCUCAAGACAUUACACCGAAAGAAAGAUAUGCUAGCAGAAAAAAUGUGAAUGCACGGAGUAAAAAACGGGAGGUGAAGGAUACCGAAGCUGCUGAAAAAAUUAUAUUAGAAAGUGUUGUGCCAGGAACUCAAACAAUUUAUGUGAAAACAUGGGGCUGCGCACACAACAACUCAGAUUCGGAGUACAUGGCGGGGCUGCUGGCAGCACACGGGUACCCCCUCACAGAGGACAAGUGGCAGGCACAGCUGUGGCUGCUUAACUCUUGCACCGUGAAGAGUCCCUCUGAAGACCACUUCAAAAACGAGGUGGAGCUGGGCCGCAGCCGCGGCAUCCACGUGGUGGUGGCGGGCUGCGUGCCGCAGGGCGCCCCCCGCGCGACCUACCUGCAGGGACUCAGCGUCGUCGGCGUCCAACAGAUCGACAGGAUCGUCGAGAUCGUUGAGGAGACGCUUAAAGGGCACACGGUCCGUUUGUUUGGCCAGAGGAAAACCAGUGAAGGCCGCAAAGCGGGAGGAGCGUCGCUACUCCUGCCCAAAGUGCGCAAGAACCCCCUGAUAGAGAUCAUCCCCAUCAACACGGGCUGCCUCAACCAGUGCACCUACUGCAAGACCAAGCACGCCAGGGGGGAGCUCGGCAGCUACCCGCCCGAGGAGAUAGUCGAGCGCGCGCGGCAGUCCUUCCAGGAGGGCGUCUGCGAGAUAUGGCUCACGAGCGAGGAUACUGGUACAUACGGACGCGACAUUGGCUCGUCCUUGCCGGAGCUGCUGUGGAGGCUGGUAGAGGUGAUCCCGGAGGGUUGUCGGCUACGGCUCGGCAUGACCAACCCACCCUACAUCCUCGAGCACCUGGAACAAGUCGCCAAGAUCAUGCAUCAUCCCAGAGUAUACAAAUUCCUCCACGUGCCGGUGCAGUCCGGCAGCGACCAGGUACUGGCUGAUAUGAAGCGCGAAUACACCAGGGCAGACUUCGAGACGGUCGUCGACUAUCUCACAGACAAGGUGCCUGGCAUGACGAUAGCGACCGACAUAAUCUGCGGCUUCCCCACCGAGACAGAGCGCGACUUCGAGCAGACGGUGUCCCUGUGUGACAAGUAUCGCUUCCCCUCGCUGUUCAUCAAUCAAUUCUUCCCCAGGCCCGGCACGCCCGCCGCCAACAUGACCAGGGUACCGGGACAAGAAGUGAAGAGACGAACCAAAAUACUAUCAGAACUGUUCCGUUCCUAUGAACCGUAUGGUCAUAAAGUAGGCCAGGUACAAGAGGUGCUAGUUACUGAUAUAUCACACGACAAAAACUACUACGUAGCCCAUAACGAGUAUUAUGAACAAGUUUUAGUGCCCAAAGAGGAGAAAUAUAUGGGCAAAAUGGUCACGGUCAAGAUCACGAAGGCCACGAAAUUCUCUAUGGUAGGCGAGCCCAUAGACAAACCCAAGAUGGCGGGCUUGACGGCACCGCUGAAAAAAGGAGCAGUAUCCGGUGUCUAUGGUACGAAAACGGAUAAAAUGUCAAUGCCUAUACCAAUUUUUGUUCUGUUAUUAGCUCUGUUUUUAAGAGUUAUUUGGAUUUUUGUAUAGUGUUUGUAAAUAUAUUUAUAAGAUAA
Galleria mellonella (greater wax moth) is the source of this 1710-nucleotide messenger RNA. RefSeq names its product threonylcarbamoyladenosine tRNA methylthiotransferase. Bases 62 to 1684 code for a protein of 540 amino acids. Gene Ontology annotation, biological process: tRNA methylthiolation. Gene Ontology annotation, molecular function: tRNA (N(6)-L-threonylcarbamoyladenosine(37)-C(2))-methylthiotransferase activity; 4 iron, 4 sulfur cluster binding. Lineage: Eukaryota; Metazoa; Arthropoda; Insecta; Lepidoptera; Pyralidae. The record is from RefSeq and is a predicted model, not a curated record. Gene Ontology annotation, cellular component: endoplasmic reticulum. The transcript is spliced from 8 exons.